CUGUGGUAGAGGGAGGUGGCGGCAGCGGCUAGCGGACUGGAGUCUCAACCGGACUGAGGCGGACACUUUUGUGGCGCGAGGCGGAGAAGCACCGAGCACCAGAGGCGGCACCGGGAUCCCCGGCUCAGGGGAGGGGGCCGGCGGACCGGGAGGAGGGGAGGGGGCGAUGCUGGAAGCCAUGGCGGAGCCCAGUCCCGAAGAUCCACCUCCGACUCUGAAGCCCGAGACGCAGCCACCAGAGAAACGGCGGAGGACAAUUGAGGACUUCAACAAAUUCUGCAGCUUUGUCCUGGCCUACGCGGGUUACAUCCCCCCUAGCAAAGAGGAAAGUGACUGGCCAGCCUCUGGCUCGAGCUCUCCACUGCGAGGUGAGAGUGCAGCCGACAGCGAUGGCUGGGACUCGGCUCCCUCAGAUCUUCGAACCAUUCAGACCUUUGUUAAGAAAGCAAAGUCAUCCAAGAGAAGGGCGGCUCAAGCAGGGCCCACCCAGCCAGGACCCCCAAGGUCCACUUUCUCUCGUCUGCAGGCCCCCGACAGUGCCAGCCUGCUUGAGAAGAUGAAGCUCAAGGACUCUCUGUUUGAUCUGGAUGGCCCUAAAGUAGCAUCUCCGCUGGCUCCCACAGCCCUGACACACCCCUCCCGGCCCCCCGCCGCCCUCACCCCAGUGCCCCUUGCCCAGGGGGACCUCUCCCAGCCCCCUCGAAAGAAGGACCGAAAGAACAGAAAGUUGGGGCCCGGUGGGGGGGCUGGCUUUGGGGUUCUCCGGAGGCCUCGACCGGCUCCUGGGGAUGGGGAAAAGAGGUCUCGGAUCAAGAAGAGCAAGAAGCGGAAGUUGAAAAAGGCAGAGCGGGGGGAUAGACUCCCACCUCCUGGGCCUCCCAGGGCACCCCCCAGUGACACAGACUCUGAAGAGGAGGAGGAGGAAGAGGAAGAAGAGGAGGAGGAAGAGAUGUCAGUAGUGGUAGGGGAUGAAGCCCCAGCCCCUGUGCUCCCCACACCCUCUGAGGCCCCCAGGCCCCCUACCACAGUGCACCCCGAAGGCGCCCCUCCCACCGACAGUGAAAGCAAGGAGGUGGGCAGCACUGAAACAAGCCAGGAUGGAGAUGCCAGCUCCAGCGAAGGCGAGAUGCGGGUCAUGGACGAGGACAUCAUGGUGGAAUCAGGUGAUGACUCAUGGGACCUGAUCACGUGUUACUGCCGGAAGCCCUUCGCAGGGCGGCCCAUGAUCGAGUGCAGCCUAUGUGGGACGUGGAUCCACCUCUCCUGUGCUAAGAUUAAGAAGACCAAUGUCCCUGACUUCUUUUAUUGCCAGAAAUGCAAGGAACUGCGGCCUGAGGCGCGGCGGUUAGGGGGGCUUCCCAAAUCUGGAGAGCCCUGACACUGCCAACUCCAGGCUGGAACUGGCAAGUGACGAUUCGGGAACUGAGCCUCGGGGGCUUCAGCCCAUCCCCUGGAGUCUGGAUGUGGUCCCCGCUUCAAGGCAGGAACGCCCAAGGCAGACUUCGGAAAUGAGUCUCACGGUCCCUCCCUCCCCUCCCUCCCCAGCCUGUGGACUGGAGUGGACGUUGCGUUGGGCGUGGGAGGCUGUCGGGGGCCCCGGAUGCAGCAUCUUGGACCUGCCAGGGUUGGAAUUGGGAUGGACUGGGACAGCUGUCUAUAAACUCUAGUGUAAAUAUAGCAUUCCCCUCCCUCAUCUUUUAUUUUACUCCCAAUUUAUUUUCUUCUACACCGGUUGUAUUUUUAAUGUUGGACUUCCUCUUUCGAGCGUGGCGGCUCAGAGGUGGAGUGAGCCUGGCCAAGCGAGCAAGGAGAGCGGCAAGGUGACGGUCCUCACGCACCUCUUGUUUUUACUACUGGCCAGCCGUUUGUACAGACAGCCUGCGUGUUGUAAAUAAAGCAGAGUGGGCUCUUUGUGUUUCUA
Molecule: messenger RNA, 1921 nt
Organism: Oryctolagus cuniculus (rabbit)
Lineage: Eukaryota; Metazoa; Chordata; Mammalia; Lagomorpha; Leporidae
Gene: PHF23
Product: PHD finger protein 23
Biological process (GO): negative regulation of autophagosome maturation; positive regulation of protein ubiquitination; negative regulation of autophagosome assembly
Cellular component (GO): nucleus
Source: RefSeq, a predicted model, not a curated record